AUGUCGUUACCGGCAGACGUGCAUCGCGGGACCUCUUCAUCGUCUCCAUCGUGGUCCAAGAAUCCCGCUGCAAGCGUUCGCAAUGCGCUCGCCCUGCCGCCCAAGUGGGUGCACAUGUACGAUGACUUCAUCACCAAGAAUGCCGGUCAGGUCUCCCAAAUAGAAUCUGCCCUCAGGUCGCUGACCUACAUCAUACCCGGACGCUUCCGCGAUGCCGAAAUCGCCUCCGAGACCGUUCACUCCGGAGUCCAGCUCCUCUCUCUAUACCACGAUACCCUUUUGCUGCGCGCCAUUAGCGGUUCCAAGUCUCCCGCUUCCGCGCGAAGCCCUUCGCCUCACAACCGUUACACCCGGUUUUGGACCCAGAAGAGCGCGCUGUACCGACGGGUCGCCAUGGUCCUGCAGAUCGUACAGUACACCGAGUUGCUCUGUGAAAUGGCUGCCAAGCGACGUGGUGAACGUAUUCGUUGGAGGGUCGUGAUGCUUAUCGAGGCCGUAAAGGCUCUCUGCCGUCUGCUGCUUCUGCGCAUCACCCGCUCGCGCCCUCUCGUGACGCCCGCCCUUCCCGAGCGGGAGCCUGUGCCCGAGGAUGUGAAAGAUGCCGAUGAUGACGACGCUGACUCGGGCGUUUUCUUGGAUGGCGAUGAAGACUCCGCGUCUAAUGGUGCACAUGGAACAGAGAACCAUGAUUCUGCGACAAACGGCCAUCUCAGGUCGGCCAACGAUAAGGAAUGGACCAUGCCGAGGACGGGCAUGCCACUGCCGUCGCUUCCCAACCCGGCCGAUAUCAGCGGUUACCUCCUCAGCCGCGUGCUGACGGCAGACGACAUCAAGCCCGCAACCAGACUUCUCAAUUCUCUGCGCGGAUCUGCCCAGGCCGCCGAAAUCCUUCACAUCCUUGCGCCGCUUGUCUACGUCAUUGCCCUCGCCCGUGCCAAGAACAAGAAGUCUUGGACGCCAUGGCUCAUCGGCCUGAGCAUCGAGCUCGCAGCCCGCCAGUUGCGAGACCGCGGAUUGCGGACAACGGCCCUCGAGCGGGACGAAUGGAGCAAGAGAGGCUGGUCCUUGGGAUGGUGGACCAUGAGGGGCGCAGCUUAUGAGAACUUCACCAAAGGCCUUGUCGGAGGAGUAAGGCGGAGAAUGCCGAGCUUGGUAGCAGGCAUUCUUGAGGACUAUGAGUAUCUGUGGGAGAAUUAUUACUUCAGUACUAGUUCCUGA
Phaeoacremonium minimum UCRPA7 is the source of this 1218-nucleotide messenger RNA. Its product is annotated as putative peroxisomal membrane protein pex16 protein. Gene Ontology annotation, cellular component: peroxisomal membrane. The transcript is spliced from 2 exons. The record is from RefSeq and is a predicted model, not a curated record. NCBI's taxonomy places the organism in Eukaryota, Fungi, Ascomycota, Sordariomycetes, Togniniales, Togniniaceae. Bases 1 to 1218 code for a protein of 405 amino acids. Gene Ontology annotation, biological process: peroxisome organization.